This is a messenger RNA of Hydatigera taeniaeformis, 1929 nucleotides long. The record is from the annotation of a GenBank genome assembly. Lineage: Eukaryota; Metazoa; Platyhelminthes; Cestoda; Cyclophyllidea; Taeniidae.
AUGGACGAAUUUGAGUUUUCUUCCCUAAAUCAUUCUCUAACCUCCGUUAAAGACGCAAUUUCUUCUGAAGAACUUUUGAUACUUGUCGAUGCAAUUCUAGGGGGUGCAUCUUCGGAAAGGCUUAAGCUUGUUUCAUCCAUUCUUCCGUGUAUCGAAAAGUUGUCAUGUAUGGAAAAAGAGAUCCUUAUCCAGAAGAUAUACAGGCAUCUUAGCGCUUCAGCACGUGAGAUCAUGCGUGCUGUAGAUACCGGUCAAAACCAUGGAGUCGCCUCUUGUCCGCAGAUCGUGAUAGUAUUUAACAUACUUGCCUCUGUUCUGCAAAUUCAGUGCCCAAGCAGGGUUAAUGAACUUCAUGACAUUCAUGCUUAUAUUCGUGCCGUCGUAGAAUUUCUGCAAAGUAGAGCGGCUCGCCUUUCAUCGGAGUAUUUGGAAUCAGCGCUUCGUUUCCUUCUUGCACUGUGCAAAUGUUCUGGCGGCUCAUUUUCCUGGUUGUCUCAGUUCACACUAGAGUCUACAGACGGUCUUCCUUUUUCGCUUUUCCUCAUCACAAUUGAAGUUGAACUGAAACUCGGAUUGCCGACUCAUCUAGAAGGAUAUUUAGAGAUAAAGUCGACCGAUGCCAAUGUGACACAAGUCUGCUUAGAGUUGUUGUCGUUACUGAUUGCUGAGAUUGCUGAAUCUGAUCUUGAAUCAGAAAACACUGCAGAUAACAGCAUCAUGGCCUUCGUUUCUGAUGAAAUGCUAUCCUCCAUGUUGAAGCGACUCAUUGGAUUGGGAGAAUUGAUGGCCACAUCCUUGACCUUAGAGUGCAACUCAGCGCUCACCGAUACUACGUCGGAUUCCACUUCGUCCAAAAUCGCCUACCCAAAUCCACUCAUCUUGGACGUUCUUGCCGUUUAUCUACAGUGGAGCCUGCAUGUUUACAAAAACCGCUUUUUGGCUGUCGGCGGUACAAGUGAAUGCGCCGCGGCUUUCGAUGAGACCUGUUUCCAGCCAACUUAUUCAUCCCCCUCGAAAGCGUAUGAUGAGUUGGCGAAAAGCUUUCAAACGAACGUUUGGGCUCCUCUGCAACCCCUGUUACGAAGUAUCAUACCAGAGGUGUUUCGUCUGACUAAUCUUGAUAAAACGCCAAAAUCAGUGACUCUCUGUCGUAAACACAUCCUCCGUUUGGCAAGACUCUUUCCUGCGGUUGUUGUGAGCAGUUUCGAUACCGGCUUUAUGCUAUCCUUGCUGGCCAACCAUCAUGCUGAUGACGCGGUGAUUUUUAAGAGCCCCAUUGGAAUUAGCUACCUUCGGGACAUUUGCAACCUCCUGGAAAUCUCACAAAUGGGUUGUGGCAUAAAUGAGUCAAAAGAGGGUGAUGCUUCCAUCAACGCCAUCGGUAGGCUCACUUCCAUUCUCGGCCUUGCAGCCGCAGGAUCUGCGAUUCUAGACGGAUUCAAAACUGAGGUUGAUGGACAGCUCUGUGAUAAAUGCAAAGUUUCGGCGCAGACUCGGUUAGCGGAGGCCUUUUGCGAUGUCAUGGUUAUACUUCGCAUUCUUAUCGUCAAUGUAUGGCUGGUUGAAUUUACUCUCCGGCUUAGACCGUCCCGGCUCUUUGAUCCUGUCGUCCCUGCUGUGCCAGGAGAGGAGGAGGCAUAUGUGUCGAAGUGGAUAUCAGAAGCGGCGCUAACAGUUCUCCGUCGACUAGCAAAGCUGGAACCAUCUUUCCUUUUAGAUUGGAAUUUUUUCCACUACCAGGAUCGUGCUCUACGUGGCUUCUACACAUCGUGCACGCUGCGUAGCUCUGCAGAAGCUGUUCUACACUGUUGUCGCAACAUCUGUUCUUAUUCCCCUGUCUUUCGGACAGCUUGGCAGCGCAAGUACACGGAGGUGGCAUCGGAAAUCGUCUCACUUUAUGAAGACUCUGUAACGGUAUCCUUUGAGUAA